GCAUGGCUCCUUCCUUUGACGUCAUCGGGCGCCCACACACAAAAUCACUCCACACUCCAGUGAAGUCCUGAAACGAAAUCUAGUGACAUGUUCGGCGCGGCUACGUACGAUACAGGUGCCGCGCUUGGAAGAGUAUGUGGUGACAGAAACAACACCCUCGAGUUGGGCCGUCUAGCCAGCCAUCAGGACUAACCCUCCUUGGAGCUGUGGAAAUCUGAGCGCAGAACAACGAAUAGCCAUGUCAGUAGGAGAUGAAAGACUAGCUAGAAGUGUUGCCCUAGAAAACGCAUACGUUCACGAUGUUUACGAACAAUUCUACGACAAUCCCCAAAGCAAACCUUGGCCUAAAGUUAAAUCCUUUUUGGACAGUUUAGAACCGGGUUCUAUAGUAUGUGAUAUAGGUUGUGGAAAUGGAAAGUAUUUGAGCCUCAACAAUGCCAUCUUCAAUAUAGGCGGAGAUAAGUCUUUGCGGCUCACGAAUGUGGCUAGGGAAAAAGACAACGAAGUUAUUAUUUUGGACAACUUGUCUCUUCCAUUUCGUGAUGAUAGCUUAGAUGCUGUGAUCUCAAUAGCUGUGAUUCACCACUUGGCCACAACUGAAAGAAGAGUAAAUGCGAUACGUGAGUUGGCUAGGGUUUUAAGAAUCGGAGGAAGAAUCAUCAUAUCAGUCUGGGCAAUGGAACAAAGUCAUAGGAAGUUCGAGAGUCAGGAUGUUCUUGUACCUUGGAGGCGACCAAAAAACCUACUUAAUACUCCUUCAUUUGAGCUAACGUCAGCCACAUCAACUUCGGAAGACGAUAGCUACUUGCCUUACAAUGCGUAUACGCAAACCAGUGAUACAGAAUCCAACAAGUCCUUGAGGUCCAGAAUCACCUUGAAGAGACGUAAUAGGAGACAGAAAAACAUGAAUCCUGGCCGAAAUUUAUCCCAGAGUAGUUCUAGUCUAUCCAGUCCAAACGAAACCUGUUACAGCUUUGUCAGGAGAGCUCUUCAAAGACUUGCUGGUGGAAGGAGGGUCAGUAUGCACAAACCUUGGUUCUUAGAGAGCUGGACAACAUGCCAUAAAGAGUCUUCCUCGAAAAGAUUUGAUCCAGGAGGAAUCCAGCCUUGCGAAUGUUGUGACUGUAUGGAUAAUGUUCAAGAUAUACCGAUAGAACUGAGGAGAAUUGAUGACGAAACCAUUGCAAUUGGCCAAAGAAGAAAAACAUUUCCAUCAUCACAGUUGAUGAGUGAUUUGCCCCAGGCGGGUUUCAAAUCUAGAAGCCUCACCAAUAUAAAAACAGUGGAAAACAAUGACACUGUUGUUUCUGUUCAAUGUGAAGAGGACGAUAACAUAGAAACGAAAGAAAUCUGCAACGAAAAAGAAAUAGAAACUGUAAAACCGGAAAUUCAAAUUGAGGGUAGCAGUCGUCAUCUUGGAAAGCCAAAACUUGUGAAACAGAAGAAAUCAGUAUGCGAAGAAGAUGCUGAUGAAGCACUUGACCAACCUACUGAUAUGGCCAACAUUUCUAGAACCCCGUCUUCUAUGUUCAAGACUCUACAUACAAACAGAAGGAGUAGCAUUCUAAAGCAACGUUCAUUGAACGAAGAACUAAUGUCAGACAGGGUACAAGAAAAAGAAAGAGUGAGGAGAAACAUCCAAAAACAGGUUUCUCUAAACGAAGAACUGAUAUAUCAAAGACAUACAUUUGAAUCAUUCAAAGACUCAAUCUUGUCUGUAUCAACUUCGAAGAGAUUUCAACUAAUCAAGACUGGAUUCACCAAUAAGUUCAAGAACUCUACCAAUAAUAUUGAGAAAGUAACAGGGCAGUCGUUGAGGAAUGGAUUCGCGAGAAUGUUUCAAAAUUGGAAGAGUUCUGAAGGUUCUAGUCCUCUAACUCCGAAAGAUAUUCUGGAAACCAAACUCAGCUCCACUAAUGAAGAUGUUCAACAAAAAGAACCAAUAGAAAGAAGGUCAUCUAAGGAAGAUGGUUCGGAUAGCUCUAAAGAUAGUAGUCUUCAAAGCGACACAAGCGUGGAUUCCGAGGAUUCUUUUGCAUCAGUCAUCUUCGUCCCCAAAUCCAACCCAAUGUCACCAACACCUCUGCCUUCUGAUCCUACUUCGCCUAAAGUUAGGACAUCAUCGAUGCCAACAUCUCCUAAACUCAAGCAAUCUUCUUGUCCAACAAGUCCUAGAAUAAAACAGAUGCCCCUCACAGUAUAUCCACUAACAAAGCAGCUAAGUUCACCUAAACCCACGACCAAGCAGGAGUUCUUAGAAAUGCCUUGUUUUGAGAAUAGAGAUACAUUAACAGUAAAGAAACCUCCAGAAAGAUGCAAGCCAUUAGCUAAUAAAUACACAGUAGUACCUAUACCAGAAUUCAAGAGAAUCGUGCAACCGUGUCCAAAUACUCUAUCAAAUACAUCUCCAAACCUAAUUCCCAAAUGCCAAGUUAAUCCACCGAAACAAAAAUCAGUUGAGGAGGAAAAAGCCACUGAAACAAGAACAGAAAGACUGAAAAGAAUUCGAGAAAUGCUGAGUCAGAGUCCAGGUUUCGCUUUGAAAGCGAACAAAGCAAAUUUUCCUCUGAUCAGACAUUCCUCAGCAGCAGACGGUAAAGUUUCAGCAGAACCACUACCUAAGCUGAUUUCUUUAGAGCUUUUCAACCCCGAAACUGAUGAUAAGGACAGUGACUCAAGCGCCAUAUCCUCACCAGAUUCUGUAGAUAGCAUAGUUAGUGUGAAAUCGGACCAAAAAAGACCAGUAGAGGAGGAGAGCAGGUUCAAAUUUCCAACGUACAAAAAUACCAAGCAGAAUAAGCUGUUGGAAGCAGCUGCUGGUGUGGCAAGCUCCCUAGAUGAAGCAGUCACGAAGGUAAUCAAGACUAGUCCAAAGUUCAGCAAACGUCAGGUUCGUGCUACUGAUGUCAUGUCUGUGAUAAAAAGAUCUUACUCCUUCGAAACCACGCCAUUAGUACCUAAGGAGAACUCCCCAAAUCAUUGGAAAGAAGACAGCAACAUCCAUUUGAAAGACUUCGCUGAAAAACUCAGUGAGAAGCUUCUCCAGGAGAUAGAUGAAUACCAAAAGAAAACUAAGAGACAUUUAGACAAUACAUCAUUGGAGAAUAUCAACGAUCCCUACAUCCACAGACUCAGCACAGAAUUGGAUGAUCUCUCCAAGCUCAGUGCCGAAAUAAAGAAGCAAAACGAAUACUUGGCCAAACUUAGCGCGAGUGAGAUCUCAUUCAACCGUUGUGCGGUUUGUAAAAAAAACGACUGUAAAUGUAGAUACAACCGGAAAUCUAGGACAAAAGUAGAACAAUGCGCGAAAAACGGAACAGAUACGGUGGUGGACGAUAAAAAUAAAAAUACUGGAGAUAUUGUGAAGUUAGACAGUUCUCGAUCCAACUCUAGCAACGAAUUUUUAGAGAAGGACAGAUGUACUCCAGACAAGACAUCUACGAGUUCUGAGAGUGAUAACGUUCUGAGGUUCAACUCGAAGAAUUUCGUUAGGUUGGGAAAUUCCACGGACUCGUGCGAUUCGGAGAAGGGGAGUAGCACAACCUCCAUGGUGUCCAUGAUUUCGAGUACCGCCACAUCAUUCAACCUACUAUCUGAAUCGUCCAUAGAUUCGAUGAGUUCAGAAAGGACCAAUACCGACUUUUUAGAAAGAGGAGAACUAUCUUCUUCUGGCAGAGGUAGCAAUGAAGGCAGUACCGCUUCCCUAGUUUCUGUACCAGAGGCAGCUAUCACCCCAGCAAGAAAUGGUAGUUUCAAGAACCCCCUGAAGAGGAGUGAAUGCAUUACAAGCUCAACCUCCAGCUUAGAAUCGUCCUCAAGAAAGGCGCCUAGCAACGUGAAAGGAAAGAAUUUGAAUAGUAGCACCUUCAGCGGUACCACAUCUCAAGAGUCCCUGGUAUCAGAAAACAUGGGCGGUGAGAUAACCUAUCAUCGGUAUUACCACGUUUUUAGGGAGGGGGAGCUCGAUCAACUCAUUGAAAAAUUCGUGGGAAACCUUCAUAUAAUAUCGAGCUAUUACGAUCACUCCAGUUGGUGUAUAGUAGCCGAAAAAGUCCAUGUCUGGACUAUCUGACAAGUAAACCAUCGAAGCUGUUUGGUUUGUAAAUCGAGCUUGGCUCUAUCGGUUUAUUUCUUCGCUUUUGAAGACUGAAUGUAGGUUAUCUUACCAUUAUUAAAUUUUAUUAAAAUUUGUUUUCAAUCGUUGGACGUGUUAUUUGCAGAUGUGUCAAGGUGAGCCAUCGCUAGUUUCACGUUUUCGUCAAAAGGCUCUGGUUAUCCUAUCAUUCUAUCCUCAAGUAUUACUGAUCUUCAAUAUCAGAUCAUAUUGAAAAAAAAUUCAUUCACUUGAUCACUCUUUGCUAUCCAACCAUGAGAGUCUUAAGGUUCUUUGCGCGAAAAAAACUCUAAAUAAAACGGAUUAUAUCUAGACACAUCUGUAGAAAAACUAAUUUAAUUAAUUUCUAAAUUUUCUGAGGUAAUUGGCAGUUUUCACUGAGAAAAUAAUUUUUUCGAAUAUAGUUACUGUAUCUACUUGAAAAGCUGCUCUUUUCAUUUUGGUCAGAGUUCUUCUAGUUCUCUGGAGAAAAUAAUGUAAAUAACUCGUUAUCAUGUUGAAUUUUCCAUAAAAAAAAUUGUUUCUUGAAGUAGUUAUCGACAAUUUGAAAUAAAUAUUCAGAACAUACUCUUCUAUACACUACCUCAAUUCGAAAAACAAAUAUUUUAUCUUUGAAAUAUAUAUUGGCGAUGUUGAGAUUGUUAUGAUUGCCAAGCUUCAGUUCAGCAAACAAAAUCGUUACAACAAAUUUUGAUUGAUGAAAAAUUGCUAACAUCAUGUAUCUACAAUGAAAUUAUUGUCAUCAUUAUUAUUAUGUACCUAACGUAAUAAUAUUAGGUGGUUUUAAUUCUCAUUUUAGAUCCGUCUAAAUUGUUUAUUGUUGGGUAACAUCGUUUGUACAUUCACUGAAAUUUGAAUGUUUGAACUGAGUUUUGGCAGUAAGUGGUGAUCUGUAAGUUUUCUAUUAUUUUUCCAAAGUGUUCAUCAGUAAGAUUAUGAAGUGGGGUGCUAAUAUUAUCGUUAACUUAAUCUCUAACUAGAACUUAUCUUAAACAGAAAAACUGUAGUCUCAGCCCUCCCUUUAUGAUCUAUAGUUUCAAAAUCAGCUAAUUCAUAAUCACAUCAAUUUUCUGAGUUGGAAAAAAGCACAAAGUAGAUAAAUAAUCCGAAUAAUCAUGGGAAAUACCAGCAAACGUAUUAUUCUUCAGUAUCUAUAUGUAUAACUUUUAUUCACUCAUGAUUUCCUGUCGAUUGUAGGAAAUGAGUUUUUUUAAUGUGAAAUUUGGUACCUACAUUUCUCUUCUUGAUGAGAUUAUUUAUUUUAUUUUAAAUUUUUAUAUUCUAUUAUUAUAAUUCUUGGUAGAAUAUUCUAUUACUUUUGUUUACAUAUUCAACAGGGUUAUGGCACAAAAAAUAAGUGUAAACGGUAAUGUUCUGUUGAGCAUAUAGGUUAUUAAAUUUUUUUCACUACCUAAUUUUUGUGGAUUUCUUGAGCAUAAUUUGAACUUCAGAGUUCCUUUGAAAUUUACUCGAAUAUAAUGAAAUUGACAUUAAAAAAUGAUAUAAAAAAUGAAAUAAUUAUAUUUAUGUACCUAUAGGUAUCGCAAAAUGAAGAUUAUGGUACUGACAUUUUGAGCCAUAACUCUGUUUAAGUAACAUUUUUGGCAGAAAAGUAUCAAUAAAACUCAAUCUACGAUGUACGAAACAUUUUAAGAUAAGCCUAACUGUAAAGCUAUUUUUGAUAUUAAAGUUAGGGAUAGUUGUGUUCCAAGAAUUCCUUCGAGAUAUAUAAAAUCCAUCGUAGCUUCUUCAAAAUAGAAGUUUGCUAAGCGUAGUUACUUUCGACAAAACCAGAAGGAAUGACUGCUUCGGUUUUUAAGAAGCAAAAGAUUUAACACUCUAAUAUCUAGUACCUAACUUGGUCGGAUUAUUCAUUUUUGGGUAUGAUCUGAUAUUCGCUUGUCUCACUUAUCUGUACAAAGUGAGUCAUAUGAAAGCUUGAAAAAUGUUAGUGAUAUUCAUUUGAAACAUUAAUUUAUUUAUUAAUUAUUUUUGAGAAAUAUUUUUUUCACUCUUCAAUUACUUAACAUAGUCCGUGAACUUCGAAAAUAUAU
Harmonia axyridis is the source of this 6168-nucleotide messenger RNA. RefSeq names its product probable serine/threonine-protein kinase nek3. The transcript is spliced from 13 exons. NCBI's taxonomy places the organism in Eukaryota, Metazoa, Arthropoda, Insecta, Coleoptera, Coccinellidae. Bases 239 to 4072 code for a protein of 1277 amino acids. Gene Ontology annotation, cellular component: cytoplasm; nucleus. Gene Ontology annotation, molecular function: S-adenosylmethionine-dependent methyltransferase activity; tRNA binding. The record is from RefSeq and is a predicted model, not a curated record. Gene Ontology annotation, biological process: tRNA wobble uridine modification.